UAUAAAUCCCCAAUUAUUAUUUUUUUUGCGUAAUAAUAUAUAAUUUAUAUAUCAUCAUCAUCAUGGCAUUCGGAAAUGGAGGAAGUUCAAGCUUGAUCGUCAGCUUCGGAGAGAUGCUGAUUGACUUUGUGCCGACGGUUUCCGGCGUCUCGCUGGCGGAGGCUCCCGGGUUCCUGAAGGCGCCCGGUGGUGCUCCGGCGAACGUCGCCAUAGCCGUGGCGAGACUUGGCGGGAAGGCGGCGUUUGUCGGGAAGCUGGGUGACGACGAGUUUGGGCACAUGCUCGCCGGAAUUCUUAAAGAAAACGGCGUUUCCGGCGAAGGCAUCAACUUCGAUAAGGGCGCCAGGACUGCCUUGGCGUUCGUCACUCUACGCGCCGACGGUGAGCGUGAGUUUAUGUUUUAUAGGAAUCCCAGUGCUGAUAUGCUGUUGACCCCGGAGGAGUUGAAUCUCGACCUCAUUAGAUCUGCUAAAGUUUUCCACUAUGGAUCAAUAAGCUUGAUAGUGGAGCCAUGCAGAUCUGCACAUAUUAAAGCUAUGGAGGCAGCCAAAGCUGCCGGAGUUUUACUUUCAUAUGACCCCAAUCUUCGCCUACCACUCUGGCCAUCAGCUGAGGAAGCUCGGAAGCAGAUCUUGAGUAUUUGGGACAAAGCUGAUAUCAUCAAGGUCAGCGACGUGGAGUUAGAAUUUCUCACUGGGAGUAACAAGAUUGAUGAUGAAUCUGCAAUGUCCCUCUGGCACCCGAACUUGAAGCUCCUAUUAGUGACCCUUGGAGAAAAGGGUUGUAAUUACUAUACCAAGAAUUUUCAUGGAUCUGUACCUGCUUUCCAUGUCAACACUGUGGACACAACUGGAGCUGGUGAUUCUUUUGUCGGAGCUCUCCUUUGCAAGAUUGUUGACAACCAAGCUAUCCUUGAGGAUGAAGCCAGGUUGAAGGAAGUACUUAGAUUUGCAUGUGCAUGUGGAGCUAUCACAACCACCAAAAAGGGAGCAAUCCCGGCACUUCCCACCGAGUCUGAUGCCCUUAGUCUUAUCAAGGGGGGAGAAUGAAGAACGAUGCCCGUUAUGUGUCUUUCUCAUCUUUCAAAGUUUUUGCAAUUGAUUGGAAACAUCUAAUUUUCUGAUUCUCUUUUUGUACUUCCUCCAUCGUGCAUCGUCCAUUGAAAGUGUCAUACUUUCUAUUUUGGGAUGUUUUAAAACAAUUAUCGUACUAGAAAAAUUAAAAUAUUUUUUAGUUUUUUUUUUCAA
Coffea arabica (coffee) is the source of this 1247-nucleotide messenger RNA. RefSeq names its product fructokinase-2. The record is from RefSeq and is a predicted model, not a curated record. Gene Ontology annotation, molecular function: fructokinase activity. NCBI's taxonomy places the organism in Eukaryota, Viridiplantae, Streptophyta, Magnoliopsida, Gentianales, Rubiaceae. Gene Ontology annotation, cellular component: cytosol. Gene Ontology annotation, biological process: fructose metabolic process.